AUACACAUUGUCGAUAUAUCUAUAUCUACACAUAUAGUUAUAUAUAUGUUACUCCUACCUAACAUACCAUUCAUAUAUGAUAUAUGUAUUACUACUGCCACUAUCAUCAUAUUCUCUUUAAUACCAUUUGUUUAUCAUAUGUGCUUAGUUAACCUACAACAACCAAACCAACAACAUUUUUUUAUUAUUUUUCUUCUUCUUCAUGGAUGGCACCAACCCUUAUAACUCUCCAACAGUUCCACCACCACCUAUACAACUUCCAAAAGUAGUAACAUCUUCAUCUGCACCAACAACUCCUUCAUCUUCUUCAACAACUCCGGCCGUGACGGCCGGUGUUGUUGUUGGAAGAUACCGUGGAACCAGAUGUAGGAGUGGGAAAUGGGUGUCUGAGAUACGCGAGCCGCGUAAAACGAAGCGCAUUUGGUUAGGAACAUACCCUAGAGCAGAAAUGGCAGCAGCUGCUUAUGAUGUUGCUGCUCUUGCUUUAAAAGGACCUGAUACGACUCUUAACUUUCCGGAUUCGGUGCUUUCUUACCCUAUUCCUGCUUCUUUGUCUUCGACUGAUAUUCGUGCUGCGGCUGAAGCCGCUGCACAGGCGAAAAUCAUGAGAGUGAAACCACCUGAUCAACUAGAACAAGGAAAACAACAGAAGCAAGAAAAAGAAAACGCUUCUGGUUUUGGUUUGGAGGGAAGUUCUUCAGCUAGUAGUGGAAUGCAACAACAACAACAACAACAACAAAACCCUGGUUUUGAUUUUGAGGGAAGCUCUUCAGCUAAUAGUGGAAUGCAACAACAACAAGGUUAUGAAUAUGAAUAUAUUGACGAGGAUGAGUUGUUGAAUAUGCCGAAUUUGUUGGACGAUAUGGCUAGAGGAAUGCAGGUUAGUCCACCAAGGAUGACACCGUUUUCAAAUUAUUCGUCGGAUGAUCAUUCACCGAGGAAUUCUGAUGGAGGAGAUGAUAAUCUUUGGAGUUACACUUUUUGAAGACAGGCAGAUUCUUUCAUUUUCUGUCUUUUUCUCUUUGAAUUGGUUUGAUUUUGGAUUUUUGGUCUUGUGACUUGUACGGAACAUCUUAAUUUACCCUCUUUUUCUAGCUAGGAAAGGACUUUGAUUGUGCUUCUCUGUUGUGAAUUUGCAGUUACCUAACUUGGUUUUCCAUUGAUCUUGAAUCAGUGUGUAAAUAUAAGGAGGGUUCUUUAAAUUAGGUCAUUUUCACUUCAUCAUCAAAUAGGUUUGUUUUUGUUUUAGGUAAGGAUCUGUCUGAAUCUGAUAGAAUUCCGUACGAUCUAAUCAGUUAUGUUAGAGUUAGAGCCUAUGUAUAUGUGAUUUGAUGUGAGUGUAAAAAGAUUCAACUUUUGAUUCUGGGUCUUUUUUGUUACACUAUCAAUAUAUCAUUUCAUGAUCUGUGUAUGGGGUUUGCACUUUUUCUGUUGAAUAAAAAUUAAUCUGAU
Messenger RNA from Vicia villosa (hairy vetch), 1452 nucleotides. RefSeq names its product ethylene-responsive transcription factor ERF027-like. The transcript has a single exon. The record is from RefSeq and is a predicted model, not a curated record. Lineage: Eukaryota; Viridiplantae; Streptophyta; Magnoliopsida; Fabales; Fabaceae. The coding region runs from base 203 to 985 and encodes 260 amino acids. Gene Ontology annotation, molecular function: DNA binding; DNA-binding transcription factor activity. Gene Ontology annotation, biological process: regulation of DNA-templated transcription.